Molecule: messenger RNA, 813 nt
Organism: Saccharomycopsis crataegensis
Lineage: Eukaryota; Fungi; Ascomycota; Saccharomycetes; Ascoideales; Saccharomycopsidaceae
Gene: RPA34
Product: DNA-directed RNA polymerase I subunit RPA34
Exons: 1
Coding region: 1-813 (270 amino acids)
Biological process (GO): transcription by RNA polymerase I
Source: RefSeq, a predicted model, not a curated record
AUGGCGAAAAGUAAACAUAUUUCAAAGGAAUACAUCUCUAGUUCAGAUGAAGGCCACAGUUCAGAUGAGGAGUUUGUGUUUGAAGCACCUAGAUCAUAUCAGAAAAUCAAGAGUUUCAAAUCACUUUCUUCGAAGAACUUGAAAGAUAAAGAAGUUUGGCUUAUCAAGGCUCCAAAAAAUUUCAGAUUCGAUGGGGUCAAAUCUUUCCCAAUUUCCUUCGAUGUUAAUGGCACAUCAGUGAUCGAGAAGGAUAAUAAGAAAUAUAAAGUUGCAGAAGAUAUAUUCCAAGAAACACUGAUUGUGGCUGGAACUGACAAAUCCUCUAAGAAGAAACAGAAAAAAAGCAGCAUCAACAUUGACAAUAAGUACCGUGUUUUGUUACCGGCUGGCUCAAAGCACGGAAGUAGUGAUGAAUUGAAAGUCUCGGAGAUUCCAAUCAAAAGAUUCUACUCGGUUUCUGAAAAUGUCGAGAUCCCGGUAAUUCAACAUAAUAAAGUAUUUGAAGCAAGAAAGGAUGUCGAAAAGACAUUGGGUUUGAGAAUGAGACACUUUGCUACUGGUUAUAACGAGGAUGAUUUCAAGGGCCAGUUAACAAGAAACUACGAUGAUUUAUUGGAUGGGGAAAGUGCCGAAAUUCAGCAUUCUAGAAAGAAGCAAAAGACUGACGAAUCAACUGAACCCCAAGAAAGCACCGAAGUGAAGAAAGAAAAAAAGGAAAAGAAAGAAAAGAAGGAAAAGAAGGACAAGAAAGAAAAGAAAGAAAAGAAGCAUAAGAAGGACAAAAAAGAUAAGAAGAGCAAACAGGAUAAAUAA